Messenger RNA from Phytophthora infestans T30-4, 960 nucleotides. RefSeq lists its product as uncharacterized. NCBI's taxonomy places the organism in Eukaryota, Oomycota, Peronosporomycetes, Peronosporales, Peronosporaceae. The transcript has 2 exons. The record is from RefSeq and is a predicted model, not a curated record. Bases 1 to 960 code for a protein of 319 amino acids.
AUGCGACAAAGAAGAACGACAUGUUCGUAUCAGCUCAAGAAACACAGUGCCAACGAUGACUUUGAUCGCCGUGAUAAUAGCGACUCGUCAUUUUUUUCUCGGCUCAUCGACUCUGCUGCUCGAGAACGAUGGGAGCUGGUGGAGGUCGGCCGUCUAGUUCGACUGUUUGCUGCGCAGUGGGAUUUCAAAGCGAGCAAGACCGCGCGCUUCCUACUCGAUACGUGCCCAGAGCUGGUUAGUGUGGACUUUUUGGAAGGAUUGGGUGUGAACUUAUCGGCAAAACAGCUCGUACAAGUCUUUGAGGCCGGCUCGGGUAACCCCGGUGUGAUGAUGAACAAAAUGGCAUCGGCUGUGGAGAAUGGACACUUAAGUGUGCGUGACCCGUCCUUCGUCUCAGCUUUGGAGCGUCGUGUCGCGCUGAUGGAGUCGAACGCUGAGGUUAUGGAGCUACUGCAUCCACUACUAGAGAGCUUGUCUACUGUCCGAGAUGUUGGUUGUUUACUGAAGCAGCUGUGCGAGCACUGGCAACUUGAGCGCAAAAUCUCCUUGGUUCAGCAGGUUCUGCUGUCGAACGUUUUCGACGAUCUAGACGGCAACCAGGAUGAGAUUCUUCUUGACUUGCCUGAUCUUACUGGACGACUGGACUUCCCUAGCCGCUUGGACCAGGAAGAUGUUGAUGAAAAUGGCAAUCUCAAGGGAUUCCUUGCUAACGAAGACAGCGAGUUCAGUGGAGAAGAGGGAUCUGAAGAAGAAGAACACGAGAACGAUAGUGAAGACGACGAGUUUCCGUGUGAGGGUGAGACCGACUCGGACGAAGAGAUGGAGAUAUCGGGGUGCUCUCGUAGCCGCAACCAGUUUAUCGAAGACGAAGCCGAUGUCGGGGAAGAUGAGGAUGAAGAAGAUACAGAGAAUGAGAACGAGCACCUUCAUGACGAUGGAUCAUCGUCUGAUAGCGACUGA